Thermothielavioides terrestris NRRL 8126 is the source of this 2379-nucleotide messenger RNA. RefSeq lists its product as uncharacterized. The transcript has a single exon. Lineage: Eukaryota; Fungi; Ascomycota; Sordariomycetes; Sordariales; Chaetomiaceae. Bases 150 to 2306 code for a protein of 718 amino acids. The record is from RefSeq and is a predicted model, not a curated record.
AGCCGCACUCGACGGCUUACCCUGUACGGUUUUGCCGGCGAGGGCGGGCUGAGAAAAUACUGUUCCCUACCAGGCGCGAAGUCUCGUUUGUGUUCUGACUACCAGAGCGAUUGUAUGUUCAAGUCAGACGUCAGCUGCAUUCACUCAUCAUGGCGCUACGGCUGUUCCUCCAGCGCGUUUCUGGGCGCGGGGAGACCGAGUACACCUACAAGCCCCUGAAGGACGGCGAGAUUCGGGUCCUCCACCUCCUCCCGGGAACAGGCCGCAUGCGACUCGAAGCCGAGAUCGAAUCGGUCGAUAUUGCAUCUGCGGAGUCGUACUUCGAAGCGCUGUCCUACUGCUGGGGCAGUGACCUCAAGCCGAAGGUCAUCUACAUUGACGGGGCGCCCCUGCCCAUCACCCGAGCACUCGCCUCGCUCCUGCAGCGGCUACGGCUGCCGACAGAGCGACGACGGCUGUGGACGGACGCAAUUUGCAUCAACCAGGAUGACAAGGAUGAAAAGGGCCGCCAGAUCGCGCUCAUGGCCAGGAUCUACACCGUUGCCGCAACUGUUAACGUCGACAUCGGCGAGGAAACCCUCGACAGCUCGCUGGCAUUGGAGCUGCUGGAUCGCUUCUGGAAGAAGCACGUAUGGUCUGGCGUCCUGGCUGAGAUCCACGGCGCCGUACUACCGCCCGAAGACUUUGCGAAGUGGGUCGGCGUAGUACUUCCCGAGAAGCCGGGUGAUGAGGGUGAUGAAGCAUUCUCAUCCUCCACGGCGGGGAACCCCGCCGGGUAUCCAUGGAUGCACGCCAUCGUUGGCCGGUUGCUGACGGCUUACCGCUGGGCGAGCCUCGCAGCCGAGUUCUAUGGCCGCUUCAGCCUGCCGGGCCUCAAGAACGGCCUGAGCCCUGGCGAACUCCCUCCCGACGAUGACCCUCGGUGGCGCUCCGUGUCUCACCUGUUCACGCGACCGUGGUUCUCGCGCACGUGGGUGAUCCAGGAGUUUGCCUUGGCGAGAGAGGUAGCGGUCAUCUGCGGCACCAAGCGCUACAAGUGGCAGAACAUUCUCGCGGGCAUCUACCGCUUCAUCAGCGGGGAGCUGCCCCCGCUAGCCAACAGCAGCGCCAGCGUGCGGGGCCGCUAUGCGUACUUGUUCAUGGGCGUGCUGCGGCAGGUGCGCGUCCUGCGCAGGACGGCAGAAGGCCGGGCAUUCCUCGCGCGCACGCAGAGCUCCGCCUACCAGUGGCGGAAGUUCCAGGAAGCUCGCCUGGUCGACGUGUUGCAUUACUUCCGCAUCUCCGAGGUCAGCAUUGAGAAGGACCGGUACUUCGCGCUACUAAGCGUCGUCGAUGACGUCGGCACGGGCGAGGAUGGCCACCGGCCACGGCUGCAGCUCAAUUACGCGUCCUCGACCGAGAGCACCAUCAUCCAGGUAGGCAGGUUUCUGAUACAGAACCCCUACGGCGAGGAAAUGCUGGCCAGGGCCGGGCUGUGGCAGCAGCAAGAUCCUCGCAUCCCCUCGUGGAUUCAAGACUUCCGCGGUUCGCGAAAACCCAUCGUGAUGAUGGACCAGACUACCACCCACAUGGGCGAGCAGGCCGGCGGGCCCGGCCCGUUUCGCGUUGCGCUGGCGCCUGAGCUCGAUGCUCACUCAGCCGGUGGCGCCUGCUUCAUUAUGCUACGGGGUUACCGGCUCGACGUCGUCGACACGGCGCCGCUCGCCGCCCGGUUCCUCAGCAUGGAGUCCACGGACAGCGGCAUCUUCGGCGCCAUGAAGGAGUACUUGCCAUUGGCACUCAAGACUCUCAUCGGCGACGGCUCCGCGUUGCUCUACGCCAAAGGCGAGCCCCUCACCACGGCGCUGUGUGCAACCCUCAUCUCGGGCAACCGGCUCAACGGCGAAAAGGACUACACCCCGCUCACGCCGGGGUUCCAUAUCCUCUCAUGGGUGUCGGUCGCGCGCAACAACGAGCAGGCAGUGCUCUGGGCUCUCAGGCGCGCGGUCCGGCACCUCGGGGUCGACUUCGAGACCGCGAAAAAAAGCUACCUCGGCUACGUCACCAACGUUGAGUACUCGGCCGUAUCGCAACGGUUGCAGCCGGCUCGGACCCGCAAGGGCUACUUCGCGAGUCUGCCGUCCUGCUUCGAGCCCGCGGACGAGAUCUGGAUCGUCCAAGGCUGCCGGGACCCCUUGCUGCUGCGGAAGAGCCGCCUGUUCCCGGGCAGCUACCAGCUGGUCCGCAGCUGCUAUGUCCACGGCUUCAUGGAGGGCGAGGCGCUGAACAGGCCCGGGUUCCGGUUCGAGCAGCUGUUGCUUCACUGAGCUGCUUGGCCGGCGGCGGCGGGAUUUUGCGGAGGUCGAUGAGGCCUACUCUGGCACACUGUUUCUGCGAGCA